AUUUGAGCCAUCAUGUCGAUUAACAGGCACAGUGCUAUAUAAGCGUUAGCAAGUUGACCACUGUUUCCUGGACACGCAAGUUGGACAGACUGCAUUAUCAAGGAGCGAAAGGAUGGUGCGGGUGGUGUUUCUCCACCCAGACCUGGGUAUAGGUGGUGCAGAGAGGCUGGUGGUGGAUGCAGCUGUAGCUCUACGCUCUCGCGGCUGCAGUGUUCAGAUCUGGACGGCCCACCAUGACCCCACACACUGCUUCUCAGAGACACUGGACCCAGACCUGAACGUGGUUUGUGUGGGUGACUGGUUGCCCACCAGUGUGUUUGGGUACCUUCAUGCCCUGUGUGCCUACCUCAGGAUGAUCUACGUAGCUCUCUACCUGGUCUUCCUCAGUGGAGUAGAGUACGACGUGGUCUUCUGUGAUCAGGUGUCGGUGUGUAUCCCGGUCCUGAGGUUGUCUCGUCAGAGGAAAAAGGUUCUGUUCUACUGUCAUUUCCCAGACCAGCUCCUGACCCAGAGAGGCUCAGCUCUGAAAAAGCUCUACCGUGCCCCCAUAGACAGACUGGAGGAACUCACCACUGGCAUGGCUGAUAUGGUUCUGGUGAACAGUUGUUUCACCGCAGGGGUCUUCAGGGAGACCUUCCGUACCCUGGAUGGGGUCCAGACUGACGUCCUCUACCCCUCCCUCAACACACACAGCUUUGACCGGCCCCCUAAGGAGCAGAUGGAGCAGGGUCUGGGGGGCUUGGUCCCUGAGGGCGUGUCCUGCCUUUUCCUGUCCCUGAACCGCUAUGAGAGGAAGAAGAGCCUGGGUCUGGCCCUGGAGAGCCUCUCUUCCCUGAGGGCCCACCUCGCCCCGGGGGACCAGGCAGGACUCCACCUGGUGGUGGCAGGGGGGUAUGACAGCCGCGUCGCUGAGAACGUCCAGCACUACGCUGAGCUGAAGGAGCUAGCGGCACGGCUGGGAGUAGAGGACUCUGUCACCUUCCUGCGCUCUCCUUCAGACAGCCAGAAGGUGGCGCUGUUGCGGGGCAGCGCGGGCGUUCUCUACACGCCCAGCAGAGAGCACUUUGGGAUAGUGCCAGUGGAGGCCAUGUACUGCUGCUGUCCCGUCAUUGCUGUGAGGUCUGGAGGGCCUCUGGAGAGUGUAGGUGACGGGAAGACGGGCUUCCUGUGUGAGCCCACGGCCGAGGCCUUCUCCCUGGCCAUGGAGAAGCUGUUCAGAGACCCCCAGCUCCGUAGAGACAUGGGCCAGGCUGGCAGGAGGCGGGUUCAGGAGAAGUUCUCCCUGGAGGCCUUCUCAGACCAGCUGCACGGGUACAUCCUCAGGCUGACCCAGUGACACCUCUGCUGAGGCAGAGACCGAGACUGGGAUGGGCUGGGGUUGUAGCGUGUUGGGCUAGGGGUGGAGUGUGGUAGCGGAGCAGCUUUCUGUAGAAGUCGCCCAUAAACACAUCUAGGAUCAGUUUACCUUCUCUCAAUCCUAGCUUAAAUCCGAACCAAAGAAUGGGAAACUGACCAGAGAUCAGCAUCUCAUUGGUGCAACUUCAUCCUACUGCAGCUCGAGCCAGGCAGAGGUGGAUGGGCUAGGUAUGUAGGGAUAAAAUUGGUUACUGGAGGACAGAGACGGGGAGGGGGGGUAAUGUAGAGGUGCGAGGACUCUAGACAAUUAGUCAUUGUUCCCCCAGGAGAGGUUGCUGAGGGAAUGGAGGGAUGGAAUCUCGGCUCCAAUUAACGAAAGAGUAACGAGUUUACCCAUACUGCCCCGGGGCUUGUCGGAACAAUACCAGCACCGGCCCUCAGUUCCAGAAGUGUGUGUGUGUGUGUGUGUGUGGGUGACCAAGGGCUUAAUGAACAAGAGCUACACAACCACUAGGAUGGAUCUGUAGUGUUAUACUCGUGCUACUAUGUGUGUUUGCGCAUGCCACCGAGCGCCAUUAGCCAGUUGGCAGCCACAGAUCGAUAAGCAGGAUGUUUGCCACUACCUCUGUCCUCUCAGACCUUAGUUACUUUUCACAAUGAGGGAAUGUUUGGCCUUUACAUUGCUGUUGCUGUCUGUCUCUGGGUUAUUAGGAGAUGUUGCUGUGUGUUGGUUAUUAGGAGAUGUUGCUGUGUGUUGGUUAUUAGGAGAUGUUGCUGUGUGUUGGUUAUUAGGAGAUGUUGCUGUGUGUUGGUUAUUAGGAGAUGUUGCUGUGUGUUGGUUAUUAGGAGUGUGUGUGCUGUAUAGAAGGUCAUGCUGUCUGCUGGUCAGUCUGUUGUUACUGGCCUCUAGAAGAGCUCUUAUUGACAUUCCUCAAGUCUCAAUAAAACAGUCAGAGGACACAUAGCUAGUUUACCAAC
Messenger RNA from Coregonus clupeaformis (lake whitefish), 2334 nucleotides. Its product is annotated as alpha-1,3/1,6-mannosyltransferase ALG2. The record is from RefSeq and is a predicted model, not a curated record. Gene Ontology annotation, molecular function: alpha-1,3-mannosyltransferase activity; GDP-Man:Man(1)GlcNAc(2)-PP-Dol alpha-1,3-mannosyltransferase activity. NCBI's taxonomy places the organism in Eukaryota, Metazoa, Chordata, Actinopteri, Salmoniformes, Salmonidae. The transcript is spliced from 5 exons. The coding region runs from base 113 to 1336 and encodes 407 amino acids.